Biomphalaria glabrata is the source of this 1339-nucleotide messenger RNA. RefSeq lists its product as uncharacterized. The record is from RefSeq and is a predicted model, not a curated record. Gene Ontology annotation, cellular component: membrane. Bases 451 to 828 code for a protein of 125 amino acids. The transcript is spliced from 4 exons. Gene Ontology annotation, biological process: sensory perception of taste. Lineage: Eukaryota; Metazoa; Mollusca; Gastropoda; Planorbidae.
AUGAAAAAAAUGCUUGCAUAGUUAAUUUUAAAAAUUAGAUUUUUCGCUUUCAGCCGUUGCAUCAGAACUUUGAAUGGUCUAAAAUACCAUGACGUCGGAUUUUCACUCUUUUCUAGUUUCUGAGAUCUAAACGGGACGGACGGAAGGACGGACCGACAGACAUCCCUUUCAGGGGCCGCUAAAAAUAAACAAAUUAAUAUAUCAAUAAGUGGUAAUUAACUAAUUAGGAGGAGAAAAACCUUGCACUAUUGAGAGAUAUGGAAGUAAUUACUCAAUAUAUGCUUUGUUUUUAAGAAAGUAUUUUAGUAUGUCGUGUUCACUUUAUGACAUUCAACGUUGUGCAGGUCUCAACACCAGUCUCUAUGUCACAUCGUGUCCAAGCUUAGCAAGUUGACUCGCCUCCAAGGAAGUGUCAGCCUAUUUUUCUCUGUCCUUAUCAUCUUCUUCGCUAUGUACAGCCUAGGGAGCGAACAGCUGAACAUGGGCCACGUCCUCGUGCAGAUUAUCACUAUCGUCUGGGCACUGCUGCCUAUACUUCAAGUUUGUUUCAUUUGGGGUCGUAUGCCAGCUGCGGCACAUUCUAUUGUUGAAUCUAUUCGCUAUCUUUCUACAACCGGUCUAUCUCAAACAUUUUUAAUACAGAUUCAACUGUUCGUCUCCAUUUGUUCCAGUACUAAAAUGGGUAUUAACGUGUUUGGCUUUUUUACUAUCGACUCCCAGACAGGUGUAAUGAUUCUGGGCACCAUAGCCACCUAUGGUAUUGUGGUCAUACAAUUCCAGCAGGAAAAGUCAAAUGAUUGUCACUACAACGUCAGCCAAAUCCUGUAGCAUUGCUACAAGUACUUCUACUUAAAGGGAGAGAAUAAGAAAAGUACAGAAAAGGAGAAUUCCCAUUCAAUGAAGAUGCUCCAUGACCCAAUGAGUGACUACUUGUUCAUGUCUGAAGAUGCUCCAUGACCCAAUGAGUGACUACUUGUUCCUGUCUGAAGAUGAUGCAGAUUUGAAGAAACGCGUAGACUUGGCGAUAAAAUAACUUGAAAUUUAUUAAAUUAAACACAAUGUACAGUAUAAACAACGACAGUUGCUCUAGUAACAAUAUUCAAAGUAAUAAAUAUUUUCAGACAAUUCAGAGUGUUCAAUGAAAUCUAGCAUGCUCACAUUUUCAUUAAAUUAACACUAUUACACAUAACAUACACUAUGGUGGUUUCUAUACUAGGCUAACGUGACCAUUGCAGUGCUUGUGACUUGAUUAAAUAUUUAUAAAUACUUCAACCUGUCAACAUUAAAUACAAUAUCUUUGAAUCAUCUGCACAAAGUUAAAAGGUUGCAAGAAGGAAUU